AUGCAUCCUCGCACAUCUUCACUUCAACAACCACCAGCUGCCGUUAUGAGCUACUUCGACUUUCAGCCCGAGGAGUGCUCGGUCUCGCCAGUCAAGAAGACCAACACUCGCUGCCUUGAUGCCUUCCAUAACCGUCCUACAACACCUUUCGACUACCCUGCCAACGCAGACAUCUAUGCCAGACGUGCUCUUCCUCCUCUUCCAUCAGCAGCAGCAGUUCCUGCCCUUCGCAACUGUUCAUCAUCAGAGUCCAUGGCUUCAUCAGCACCUGCCAGCAGACCAAGCACUGCCAUGUCCUACAGACAGGACAAGUCCCUUCCUCCUCUUCCCUUCCGCCUUCAAAGAUCACCUUCAUUCGACUCGGAUGAGUCUGGCAAGGAGAACACUGUCAUUGUUCAGGUCUCAAGGCCUCGUCAGAACCGUGGCUACAGCUUCCGUAGUCUCUUGAACAGACACUCAGAGGACGAGUUUCCUCUUGCCUCCCCCAAGAGUGGUUACAGCGUUACUCGUGACUCUCGCACAGACUCUGUCAUGGGUGACUACAACUUGUGCCAGGUCAAGACCAACGGAACCAUCUCUGCUACGAGCAGCAGACGUCCCUCCGCUCUUUCUCUCACUCACCUCAAGGCUGCCUCGAAGAAGAUCAACGCUAGCGCUCCUCCAGUGCCUUCCCGUCCUUCAUCCCGCAAGGGAAGCACCAGCAACCACAACCAACAUCGCUGGGGUACUCUCUUCCGCACUGUUGAGGACGACAAAGAGGACAUCCCGUCCAUGCCUGCCACUCCUGGUAUGAUGCCUGACCUCAGCUUCAACCGUUGCUACUACUUCUACGCUCGUAAUUGCAAUGGCUACGUUCUCUCGGGCAACUCAAGUGGUGACGCUUGCGAGAACUGUGCCCACUCCGGCUUCUUGGGCUCCCCUUGA
This is a messenger RNA of Aureobasidium subglaciale EXF-2481, 924 nucleotides long. RefSeq lists its product as uncharacterized. The coding region runs from base 1 to 924 and encodes 307 amino acids. The record is from RefSeq and is a predicted model, not a curated record. The transcript has a single exon. NCBI's taxonomy places the organism in Eukaryota, Fungi, Ascomycota, Dothideomycetes, Dothideales, Saccotheciaceae.